This is a messenger RNA of Saccostrea cuccullata (small rock oyster), 730 nucleotides long. RefSeq lists its product as uncharacterized. The transcript is spliced from 3 exons. The record is from RefSeq and is a predicted model, not a curated record. The coding region runs from base 55 to 717 and encodes 220 amino acids. NCBI's taxonomy places the organism in Eukaryota, Metazoa, Mollusca, Bivalvia, Ostreida, Ostreidae.
AAGGCAUUCGUAUGUAAUGGAACUGCAAGCAGUUCUUUAUUUCAUUUUAUUCCUAUGAUCGCUCCAACUUCUACAAAUUGUUCUGCCGAAUGCCUUAAAAAAAGAAAUCCCAUCUGCGUUGGAUUUUUGUUCAGUGCAAAGAGAACAUCCUGCAAUUUGUUGAAAACAUUUUUAACAGAAAAUUAUCAAGCCUCGUUAGACGUCCUUGGUGAAGAUUGGGAAUAUUUUAGCAUUAAAGUGGUAAACCUGGCGCUUGGUAAAACCGUCUCUAGUAGCAGUCUCUAUCCAUAUCCUCCAUAUACAAAUGUGAACUAUGCCGUUGAUGGUAGGACAGACUUUACUGACAACAGUCUACUGUUUCACACAGACUUCGAACUUUAUCCCUGGCUGACGGUAGACUUAGGAACACUCAGUAUUGUGAAAAAUGUAAUUCUUUACAACAGAAGCGAUGGCCAUGGUCGCUGGCUACAUAGUGUAGAGAUAAGAGCUGGAAACUCUUCCGUUUGGUCCGAGAUGAACAUGUGUGGCACAUUCCUUGGACCGAGUCAAACUGGAGAAAUCCACACCAUAGAGUGUGAAACCAGACCCCUCCUAUAUGGGUCGUAUGUCACCGUAAAAAUAGUCCGCCCUAACUACAUUACAGACGAUCCUAAUGCAAUCGGCGGAAAAAACGUCUUGUGUUUCAGAGAAAUUGUCGUCAAUGGCCUUGAUGCGUAAAUCACAGUUUAAU